UAAUGCCAAACGGGCACUGAGAACUAGAAAAAAGAAAGGAAGAAGAAAAAGGGGGAAUCGAGAGAGACGAAAAUGGCGAGGAAGUCAGGGGUUUUGAUACGACAGUUGUUUGGCAAUUGCAGCAACCCCUGUGCGGGUCUUCUUCAUCAUCGUCGUAAGCUUCUUUCUAAUUCAAUCCAAACCCUAACCCCAAAUACAAUCCCGAGUACAACAGAACCUUCACUCUUCGCUUGCAAAUUACCCUUGUCCUCGCCAAACCUUCAUUUUGUUCGACGCUCAGAUUCAGGUCUUUUAUUUUCAAGUCCCCCAAAAGUGGUCAUCAUUUCGCAGGUUGACGACUAUAAAAGGGCAGUUAAAGAGGUUGAAGAUGGACUUUUGCCAGCGGUUUUCUACUUCAUUCGUCAUGAUCGCUCACCUAUGUGGAGUGUGGCAUCUGAGAAGCUUCAUAACUUGAGGAAGCAAUUCCCACAUGUAACCUUAUAUAAGGUUAUCAGUAUUCCUGUGUUCGACACACAGGAAAUACUGAUGUCUUUCCUUCCUGAUUUUCAGCCAACAUUCCAUUUCUAUCGAAAUGGGGGUAAGGUAGCUAAGGUUGGUGAAGUUGAGUUGCAAUAUGCUUUUGCAAAGUUCUACAGGUAUGUCGUCCCAAUCGAAACCACCCAACCUACGAGUUCAUUUGGGAUGGGGGAGAGGAGAGGUCAACAACUUGUCAUACGAGCUAAGAAAGAUGAGAAUGACAUAGGAGUUGUAAGAGGGUGGAAAGUGGGACGUGCCGAGGAAUUAUCGCAGCGGAGAGGUGUUGUGACACUGUCAGAGCAGAGAGGUGGCCUUGUUGACGCUGUUGAGAGUGGUACUGCACCUUCACUUCAUGAAGUGAUGCAGGCUGUUGAAUCUUUACCCGGGGGGCAGUUAGGUAGUUGUUUGUGGUGGUUUGCAAAAGGGCUAUUUGCAUAUAAGCCUGAGAAGAGAGUGAUGUUUUCUAACGUGCAAGGGCUGUACUUUAAGGUUGAUUGGCUUCUUCAUGAAAUGGCUGAGGAAUAAGUUGGAUGGAUGCGCUUAAAGUAUGAAUUAUAUAUUAUGCUGUUGACGAUAUUAUUGUUUGCACUUGUCCGGUUGUUUAAAUUUUGGAUAGAUAACCUUAUGUUGUAACGUUUGUUAGAUAAUUAUUAAAUAGUCGCCUAAGCACUUGUGACUUUUAUUUGGAUAAUUAUUAUUAUAUGUUUGGCU
This is a messenger RNA of Prunus avium (sweet cherry), 1227 nucleotides long. RefSeq lists its product as uncharacterized. The record is from RefSeq and is a predicted model, not a curated record. NCBI's taxonomy places the organism in Eukaryota, Viridiplantae, Streptophyta, Magnoliopsida, Rosales, Rosaceae.